AUGUCUGUCUUCAACAGUUCUACCUUAUACCCUCGCUUCUUCCUGACAGGCUUCUCCGGCCUGGAAAGCAGUUACGGACUGAUUUCUCUCCCCAUCUUCUUGGUUUAUGUCACUUCGAUUGCGGGGAACAUUACUAUCCUCUUCAUUAUAAGAACUGAGCCUUCCCUCCACCAACCAAUGUACUACUUCCUGUCAAUGCUGACUCUCACUGACUUGGGCUUAUCUACCACUACCUUGCCUACCAUGUUCAGUGUCUUCUGGUUCCAUGCCCGGGAGAUUCCCUUCAAUGCUUGUCUGAUCCAGAUGUACUUCAUUCAUGUUUUCUCAAUUAUUGAGUCUGCUGUGCUUUUGGCCAUGGCCUUUGACCGCUUUGUAGCAAUCCGAGAACCCUUGCGUUAUGCAGCCAUUUUAACCAAUAGUGUAAUCAUUGGGAUUGGGUUGGCAAUUGCUGGAAGGGCCUUGACUCUUGUCUUUCCAGCUUCCUUCCUCCUGAAGAGACUUCAAUACCGUGCUGUCAAUAUUCUCUCCUACCCCUUUUGCCUGCACCAGGACCUCAUAAAGACAACUGUCUCCAGCCGUCGGGUCAGUAGUAUCUAUGGCCUCAUGGUGGUUAUCUGUUCCAUGGGUCUUGAUUCAGUGCUUCUCCUCCUCUCCUACACCCUCAUCCUGGGCACGGUGUUGAGCAUAGCCUCCAAGGCUGAGAGAGUGAAAGCUCUCAAUACUUGCAUCUCCCACAUCUGUGCUGUUUUCACCUUCUAUACACCAAUGAUUGGACUAUCCAUGAUCCGUCGCUAUGGACAGAAUGCUUCUCCAAUUGUCCACGUGAUCAUGGCAAAUGUCUACUUGUUGGUCCCACCUCUGAUGAACCCCAUUGUAUAUAGCAUUAAGACCAAGCAAAUACGUGACAGAAUCCUCAAAAAAUUCAAGAAACACGCGGUUUAG
This is a messenger RNA of Otolemur garnettii (small-eared galago), 942 nucleotides long. Its product is annotated as olfactory receptor 51G2. Gene Ontology annotation, cellular component: membrane. The record is from RefSeq and is a predicted model, not a curated record. NCBI's taxonomy places the organism in Eukaryota, Metazoa, Chordata, Mammalia, Primates, Galagidae. The coding region runs from base 1 to 942 and encodes 313 amino acids. The transcript has a single exon. Gene Ontology annotation, biological process: G protein-coupled receptor signaling pathway. Gene Ontology annotation, molecular function: G protein-coupled receptor activity; olfactory receptor activity.